AUGAACGAUGAACUACUUUAUGUACAAGCCCAAUCCAUGCGUAACAAUCUAGUGUUCGGCAAUAUUGAGGAGGCCCUGCCAGGGGAGGUUGAAAAUGCGGAAUCUGUAUUGCGAGAAUUCUUAGUCAGCAAGUUAAAAAUGGCCAAUGACUUAGUUAUAGAAAUGAAAUUUGAGCGAAUUCAUAUAAUAGGUGAGAAGAAUCGUGAUAAGAUUCGUCCUAUUGUGGCCAAAUUUAACCUAUUCAAGGAGCGUGAACUAGUUAGGAGGUCUGCCAGUGCACUUAAAGACACUUCGUAUUACUUGCACGAGCAAUUCCCGAAGAAAAUAUCCGACAAGCGUAGGAAACUGGUACCGGAGUUGAAAAAUGCACGGAAAAGGGGGUCGAAGGCAUGGAUUUCGUAUGAUACGUUGUUCAUUGACGGGGUACCUUACACGAAAAGCAACAACUAG
Dreissena polymorpha is the source of this 450-nucleotide messenger RNA. RefSeq lists its product as uncharacterized. Lineage: Eukaryota; Metazoa; Mollusca; Bivalvia; Myida; Dreissenidae. The transcript has a single exon. The record is from RefSeq and is a predicted model, not a curated record. Bases 1 to 450 code for a protein of 149 amino acids.